This is a messenger RNA of Kwoniella botswanensis, 627 nucleotides long. RefSeq lists its product as uncharacterized. The coding region runs from base 1 to 627 and encodes 208 amino acids. The record is from RefSeq and is a predicted model, not a curated record. The transcript has a single exon. Gene Ontology annotation, molecular function: acyltransferase activity, transferring groups other than amino-acyl groups. Lineage: Eukaryota; Fungi; Basidiomycota; Tremellomycetes; Tremellales; Cryptococcaceae.
AUGUCUUCGACCGACAGCUUUCCCCAGACAGACUCUUCAUAUCCAUCCAACGACCUGAGGACCUAUACCACGACGAGGCAUUCCACCUCUCAGCUAGAUUUCAAACCCAUUUCACCCGAACAGACGAUCCACCUUCGCCAUAAAGUAUUAUGGCCGUCUAUAUCAAUAGAUGAUCAGUUGAUACCGGAGUACGACUUUGAGGAAGACACUAUUCACUUGGGUGCUUUCCUCAAGCCUCACCAGGUGACACCUUCAAUCGAGGCUGGUAUCGAGGCUAAGGACGAGGAUCAAAUACCAGAGUUGAUAGGGGUAUUGACAUUAGCGAAUCAACGAUACGAUGAUCCCUCUAUUGACGUCCCGGUGCAUAUCCAAUUACACAAGUUCGCUAUUCACCCUUCAUACCAAUCCAAAGGAAUAGGUCGGCAACUUCUCGCUCACGCUAUUCAGAUACUCAAAAUUAGAUACUAUAAAGGCAGGAUAUUAUUUCAUUUCGAUGCUAGAAUCAGUCAGAAGAGGUUUUACGAAAAGUGUGGAAUGAGCGUGUUGGAUGAAAAGACUUUUUGGAAAUUUGGUAAGACUGGGAAUGCAGAGGGUGUCCAGUAUGUCAAGAUGGGCUGUAUAAUAUGA